Solea senegalensis (Senegalese sole) is the source of this 8304-nucleotide messenger RNA. RefSeq lists its product as uncharacterized. Lineage: Eukaryota; Metazoa; Chordata; Actinopteri; Pleuronectiformes; Soleidae. The record is from RefSeq and is a predicted model, not a curated record. Bases 281 to 7642 code for a protein of 2453 amino acids. The transcript is spliced from 11 exons.
GGCACUGUUUGCUGUAGUUCCUGGUUCAGGGCAUAACACGCUUUCGGAGACUCCUGCCUCACCACGCAAUAUCAACUUUUCCAAGCAUGGAAUUACAAGGUUCUUAGUUUUCCAAAGAGACAUUAAGCGAACAUAACACCGAAACCCAACUGUGCCGGGUGCAGGUUGUGCCCGCGGCAUGAGUCCUUAGACUCUCCUGCAGGUUUGCUCACUGUAGGCUAGCCAGCUUGCAACCGCCUGCUAAGCUAGCUAACUUACUAGCUUGCUAUUGCAGUUCAAAAUGACUGACUGCUGCGCCGCGGCGAGCUGUGAUUACCAGCCAGGGGAAUCGACCACUGCCCUCUUCAGCUUCCCCGUAGAUCCAGAUCGCUGCAAACAAUGGCUGGUCAACUGUCAUCGUGAAGAUUUGUCAUCAGAACCUCUUGAACAGUUGCACACGCUGUACAAACUUUGUGCAAAGCAUUUUGAGCCCUCUUUGAUCUCCGAACAGAGUGCCUCCGGUUCUGUCUUAAGUGAGGAUGCUGUUCCAACAAUAUUUGGCUCUGUGACACCUGAGAAUAAUCAACCUGCCUGCAACAGGAAAAGAAAUAGAGAUCCUGCAGAAGAGGAGCUCACGUCUGUUAAGAAGACAAAAGAAAACACAGAAGCAACAGACGUGACAGAGGAGACAAAAGAAUUUCCCGGUGAAAACAGUGAAACGCCUGAACUACAAAAUGAAACUAAUGAGGAUGUGGCCACCUCCAGAGCAAAAGAGACUCUGAAAGUUUAUUUUAAAGAAAUUCUGGCACUGACGGGAUUCAGCAUCAACGACGCAAACACCAACACUGAUGAACCAAUUGGAGGUGCUCGGGGUCAGCAAGGUCUCAACCCUAUCUGUGUGGAGAAAAUUGACAAGCAAGAAAUCCUGCAGUUCAGUGAAGACCUCAUGCGGGAGGAGAUCCAGAACAGCCUCACACAGGCACGAUUCUUCUCCAUUCUGCUUCAGGAUGUGACGAGCAUAGAGGGAAAUGAGCAAAUCCCAGUUUUCAUCAGGUCGGUCACUGUCGCUGGGUUCCCACAGAAACACCUAAUUGGGUUCCUGCCAUGUGACCUGGAUGCAGAGAAUCUAUUUUACAUGCUUCUUUCUGAGUUGAGAAACAAGUGGGGGCUGAGGAUGGAGAACUGCAGAGGAAUCACGUAUCUGGUUACAGGCAAUAUAUGUCAGAAAAUGCGCGACCUUACCUGUAAGAUUCUUCAGGAGUUUCCACAAGUGGUUCUCUCACCAAGUGACCCAUAUGCCUUCAACAUAUGGAUUAUUCGCUGCAUGCCUAUGUCCUCCAUCCAGAAGACUGCAGAUACUGUAGAGGAAGUGGCCUCAUUACUCAGGAGAACACCAGAGCUGUCCAAAAGAUUGGAAGGAAAGAUCCAGGCGACCUAUGGGCAUAUAAAAGGGGAGGUGUACAGGAUCACAACAGCUAUCAGUGGGAACUGGGAACAUAGCACUGAUGCCUACCAGACUAUGUUAGAUAUUCUGGAGCCAUUCCUGAACUGCAUCAAUGAGAUGAUUUCGAAGGUAGAUGAAGAGGCUGCUGAGCAGAUGGCCAAGCUCAAGCCAGUUUUGAAGAAUUUCAAUUUCAUUAUCACACUUGUUGUUCUGAAGAACACUCUCUGCUGUGUGAGCAUACUCAACUCAAGUCUCAGGGGAAUCAUUAGCAUCAGCAGUACCUUGCAGUACACCAUUUCCAAUGCCUUAAAGCUGGUAAACAAAUACCAACAGGAGCUUGCAAUAUUCCACAGGAAAUGGGUUUCGGAUGCAGUUGGCCGAGCCAAGAAGCUGGGAGUGGAAGUCACUAAACCAGAGAUGGACCAAGGAGACACAAGCGAAACACCACUGGAGGACUUUUACAGGGAAACCCUGAGCCGACCUAUCUUGCAGUAUCUUGUUGCAGAAGUGAAGAGGGUGUUCAGUGUUGAGAUGGUGAGGAUUCUACGAUGGCUUUCGCUAGUUCCGUCUUAUAUGGCGGACCACAAUUUCAGCAUUCGCAGAGAUAAAGUAGCAGACGCCAACUUGAACAACCUCGCAAGGCCUGACACAUUCUAUGAAGAGCUGGGUUGCUGGGAAGUGAAAUGGAGGCACGCAAGCAAGCGCAGAAUCCUACCUACAACAGUGUUUGCUACACUCAAGAUUCCUGAUAUUGGGUUUUACCCAAAUGUGCAAAGCUUGCUGCGGGUGUUGGGUACAGUUCCAUGUGUAAACGCUGAGGCAGAUGUGUAUGGUCAAUACCAUAUGGUACUGGAACGGUGCCACUCCUACCUAAAGGCCACACCAGGGGACCAAAGAAAGAGCAGCAUGGCAUAUAUCUACGUUAACCAAGAUGUGCACUUCAGUGUCGAACAAAUGGUGGAUUCUUAUGUCCAAAAACAUCCAGACAUCCUGCAGAUGCUGCAAAUGGACGAUGACACAACAGAGAAACUUCCCAAAGUGGCAGCCCGUGGAAACCAUGCUGAAAAGGACACCGAAGAGGAAAUACAAAUCUUAAACCUUGAGAUGGAUGCUGAAAGGCUUGUGGAGAUGAAGUGUGCAGAGACUGAUAGAGAAUCUCUUAAGGCUGCUUUGCAUUCUGCAGUGACGGCUGCAUACAGCAGUCACAGCAGGGCACAUAAUGACACUUCUGCUCAGGAUGGAGAGGUCGAGUAUGUGACCAAGUCUGAAAUGAAAGAAGUUCUUUCUGUGUGUGAGAAUGCGGUCAGGGAGGGAAUCCUCACAGAAGUGGGGACUUCAUUCUUUUCCUUGUUCAUUGAUUGUGUUGUGAAACUUGGGGAAAAGGACUAUCUCCCACUUUUCCUUAGAUUUGUGGACAGUUUUGAUGUCAUGCGGUUGGAGUUGAUGGGAUUCCUUGAGGCAGAUCUUGAUUGUGAUACCAUGGUUCAGCGCCUCUUGGAAGUGGUUACAGUUGAGUGGCAUCUUGAUUUGAGUAACUGUAGAGGUCAAGCAUACCUAGGCUCUGGUGAUGUCUCCUACAUGCUGAAAGCCUUUGCCUGCAAAGUACAGGAGAAAUAUCCUCUUGCUAUAAGCACACACUGCUCUUCCUACUCAUUCAACACAUGGUGGUCAAAAUCCAUCCCAGUACCUGCUGUUAAAAGAGCUCUGGAUACAUUUGAAGAGGUUGUGAUGUUUUUUGGUAGCAGUGCAACUUUAGAGAAACAGCUCGACCAUGUAGUAGCCUUUGGUCUCAGAGAAAACUAUGAAAAGGCCCAAGAAUUACAAGGGAAGUUCUGUACCCUCUGGCAAGAGAAGCAUGAUUCGUAUGAAGUGUUUGUGCAGAUACUGGAGCCCUUAGUUGAAUGUCUAGAGAAGAUCAAAACCAACCCACAGAGAUGGAAAUCCUUUGUAUCUGAGCAAGCUGGGGCCCUUCUCUGCAAGUUAAUGGAAUUUGAUUUCAUCAUUGCCAUGGUGGUCUUAAAGAAUGCAUCCUCUUUUACCAGAGAGCUGAGUGCAGGUCUCCAGAAGGACCACUUUAGCGCCGCAUCUCAGCUUUGCCAAAUCAGUGGUAUUAUGGCAUCGAUGAACAGAGUAAAGACAAAUAUGAAAGUGUUUCACCAGAACUGGUUUGACGAGGCAUGUGCAGUGGCACAAAGUCUAAGAGUGCAGAUUGAAGUGCCUGACAACUCUUUGCUCAAGGAUGGCAUGAUAAAGCCAAUAGGGUUUUACAGAGAUGGCUUAAGUGUGCCCCUGGUCGAUAACCUAAUCAAUGCAGUGAAGGACCAUUUUUCAGAAGACCACAUAGAAGCUCUGAACUUCCUCUCCCUGGUCCCAUGCUCAGUCACUGUCAGUUACAUGUUUGAGAGAUUGAAAUCAAAGCCACCUCUCUACAGCAGUGAUCUUCCCGACGCUGAAAACUUCUUCACUGAGCUGUGCUGUUGGAGAGUAACCUGGAAGACCAAAGUGGCGUCCGUAACAAUCCCAGGCUCCAUAUUUCACACAUUACGCCUGCCACUUAUGCAGUACUUUGGGAACAUCAAUGCGCUGCUGAGGAUUAUGUCUGUGCUACCCAGCACGGCACUGGAAGACUGUGGUGUAGUAAUGCGCCACAAAAAGUUCCAAGAGUAUGUGAGAAAUACAAAUGCUAAAGACAGGUCCACGUGCUUGGCUAUGCUGCAGGUGAGCACAGACUUCAGCAGAGACCUGGACCGAAUGGUGACCCAGUGUUUGAAGGUUACCCCACAAGCCUUGGAGGGUAUCUGUCUGGACAAGGAAUCCAAAAGUUUCAACAGGAACUCUGAAAAUAAUAUGGAAGUUGACCCUGUCAAGGAGGAAGCUGAGCCCAAACUCGAGCAAUGUCCUGACAAGAUUGAGGACCAGGAAAUGAAACCAGCAGAUGAAAAUGGGCACGCAGGAGAUAAUCGUCAAAGUUUGGCCACAGUGUUCAGAAUGGCUGCACUACUGGGGAAAAAGAAUAGCAGUCUCUCUGAUCUCUCAGAGGAGGAUAGAGAGCUUUUCACCCAGGAGCUCACCAUGUGCCACUGGUUUGGAAGAGAGAAUAAAUGCAUACCCUCGAUAGGUGAUGGUGAAAUGGUGAAUUUACUCAUAAAUGCAAUCAGAGAUGCCAUACUCAAGGAAAUACAGGAGUCUCCCUUCUUCUCACUCAUCACAGACAAACCAGUUAAAAUUGCUGACAAGACACAUCUACCUGUUUUUAUCAGGUAUGUUGGAGAAUCUGCCCCAAAAGUUGAGCUCAUGGGUUUCUUACCGUUUGACGAAAACUGUCAUGUCGACACACAAGCAAAUAACCUCGCAAAGAUUCUUACUGAAGACUGGGGCUUGCCAAUGUCUCAGUGUCGUGGACAAGCAUUCAUGCACUUGGGCUCAGGUUACCAAAGUCUAAAGAAGAUGUCUUUGGAUUUUCUGAAGAGUUAUCCACUCUCUGUUGUAACGCCAAGUGAGUCUUGUGGCCUUGCCCAUUGGCUGGCAGGAAGUGUGCCUUGCCCUUCAGUAGCUAAAAUGUUGGAUAUCACAGAAGACUUGCUGCUGUUCUUUGACGAAUCUCCUUGUCUAGAGGGUCAGAUGGCGCAGGCCGUUGAUGGGCUUUUAAAUAUGCCAAGAGAGGCCCUGGAGGAAAUCCCAGAAACAUGUUGCUCAAGGUGGAGAAAGAGAGAGGAUUUCUUCGACAUACUUGCUGACACGUUGGAGGGUAUUCUCAGCUGUCUAGAUGCUGUUAGCUCAAGUACCACAGGAGCCAAGUCAAUGCAUGCACAAGUUCUCUCUACUGCUCUAAGAAAUGUGGAUUUCAUUGUCACCCUUGUGAUUCUGAAGAAUGCCUGUGCUCCUCUGCGUAACUGUAGCACUGUCUUCCGCUGUGGAAACCCUGCUGAUAUUCUCUGUGAGGUGGAAAAAAUCCCUUCAAUCAUUGAGACUCUUAACAAAAUGUUAGAAAACGUGAGCAGUGUGCACUCCACUUGGUUUGAGCAUGCCUUCCAGCUAGCAAACAAGGUAGCUCCUGAACAAGUAUGCUUUUCAGAGGAGGCCAACAGCUAUGAAUCUCCCGAGGUCUACUACAGAGAAAAUCUGAGUGUUCCUCUCCUCAGAAGCCUCGUUGAUGAGAUGAAGUACAGCUUCUCAGACAGCCACUUAAAGGCCCUGUCAGUCCUGUCAUUGCUGCCCUCCUGCAACCCACAGCCAAUUCUGUCGGAGACCACAGACAAGCCAUUCAGCCUCUACCUUACGGACCUUCCUGAGCCAGAAGCAGCUGAGCAGGAAAUCAAUGUCUGGGCUGCUGUGUGGAGAGAAAAAGAUCAGGAUGCUUCUCCUCCAACAUCCAUCGCUGAAACAUUAGCUCACCCUGAGUCAAAGAGCCAUCCAACUGUCACCUUACUGCUCAGGCUAGUCGCAGUUCUGCCCAGUGUCAGCAUGGAGUGUGACCUGAUGAAGACCACACUGAAUUCCAUGAGGGAUCUGUUGAAAACCACACUAUGCAAAGGCAGUAGAAUAGAUCAUGUGAUGCUCCUCUCUCACUGCACAACGCUGCAGAGACUACCGGAGGUCAUUGAGAAGUGUGUGGCGGUGGAUCCAGAGAGCAGCUCGUGUCUGUCUCAGGUGAUGGGAACUUUGCAAGAACUGAAGUUAGACAAAGGAGCCUUUGAAGUAAAAGCAGAUGAACCAUCAGAAGCUGCCAGUGGAGAAGACGGGCCUGCUGAUGGGGAGGCAAAUUUGGCUGACACUGAAGUGAUACUGGAGGUCAUUCCUGGAGGACCAAGAAAUGCCGUGUCGUUCUAUGAGCCACAGCUACGUGAGCAAAUCAUCAAGGAACUCUGGGACUCUCAGUUCUUCACUGUUAUAACUGAGAAAGAUGUUGAAAUCGAUGGAGAGCGCUACAUCCCCCUGUGUAUCAGGUACCUACACAAAGAGGACAUCCAGUGUGAGGAAACGCUGGCUUUCAUCCCUUUCAUUGAAGACCCAGUUACCCUUGCAGAAACUAUUGAGACUAUCCUGUCUGAAAAGUGGGGGCUCAAUAUGGAGUACUGCAGAGGACAGGCCUCACUAAGUGUUGGUGAAGUAGGAGCUCAGAUGAGGGCUGUGAGUUUAGCUAUAGCUACAAAAUAUCCCCAGGCUGUAAGAACUGUCAGCUCUGCUUUAUCUCUUAAUGUAUGGCUGGCUAAAUCGUGCCCCACUCCAGAAGCAGCUGAUGGAGCACUUCUCGUAGGAAAAAUAUUACACUGGCUUACUGAGGAUGUCGAACGCCAGAACAAACUGGAAGACAUGAUCCUUCAUGUCUUCCAGGAAGAUGAAGGAAAGGGCAAUGAGCUGCGUGACAAACUCAUCAAGAACUGGGAGAGAAGUCAUGACAUGCAUGAAGUAAUGGUAGAGGUUUUAGAAGCAGUCAUACUCUGCCUGAACGAGCUCAAGGGAGAGGGGAGUAUUCCAAACCAGCAGCAAGCAUCGCAGUUCUUAAAUGAGGUCAGGAAGUUUGAGUUCAUCCUAGUAACAGUUGUGCAGAAAAACAUCCUUAUUGUCACUAAAGAGCUUAGUCAGUCUCUUCAGGGCAAACCCUUGGAUUUGUUACUUGCUGUGAAAAAAAUGCCCGAAGUCAAAGCAUCCCUCAGUAAACUGAAGAGCGAUAUUGACACACAUCACAAGUUUUGGUUUGACGAAGCGAUCACACUGGCUUCUAAACUUCACGUCCCAUUGUUGCAUUCUGUGCUUCUAGAGCCGUUGAGUGAGUUUUACAAAGAGUCCGUAAGCAUGAAAGUUGUAGAGCACUCGAUAGCAGAGAUCGAUGACCUCUUCUCAGAAAAGGUAUUGGAUACUUUGAGGUGUCUGGAGAUUGUGCCUUACGCAAUGUCCAAAGUAGAAACCAGCAUUCUUAGUGGUCUUGUGUUCCGCCUGUACAAGGAGGACUUGCCAGAUCAGCCCUCCCUUCACUCUGAGAUAAAGUCAUGGAAGGAGAAAUGGUCUGAUCCCCUGGCUGGCUACCUUCCGACUACUGUGCUCGAUACCCUGAAGACGUCACAGAUAAGAAGUUUUAUUAACAUUGAGACUCUCCUCAGACUCCAGGUCAUCUUGCCAUUUUCAAGAAGGGAGAGCAGCUUCAGGCAAGGAAGGAGAAGUUUACAGGAGUUCAUGGUCGUAGAAAAGAAGUCCCUCUCUGAGCUCCAUGCACUGUAAGAGUUGAAGGUCUUCCAUCACCGUUAGCAGGUUUGAGUUAUGCCUUUGAGAUGUCAUCACCACCAUACAUAAGAACUACUGUCUCGACCCCAAUUGAGAUCCCAAGUUCUGAACUUAAUAUUUCUGUGUACAUUAUGAUCUAAAAUCUUUGAAAUUUGCUUUUCUUGUUUUCCUGCAAACCAAUCCCUAUAUUAUGGUUUUUGUUUAAUCUGUAGUUUGUACAGUUGAAUUGCCGGGUGGGACCAAUAUCUUGGCGAAAAAAAAAAGAAAGAAAAAAAAGCAAUGCUCCACUGACGGUUAUCAAUGCUUGCGUGCCUUGAUGCAAAACUAACAAUUCACCCCAUGUAUUAUGGUAAUACAUAUGUCGAAAGAUGUCCCAUUGGCGUGUGAAACAACUAUAUUUUUACCAUUAUGAAAAUGACCAGACUGACUCCCGCGUCGCUGUCAUGGAUUCAUUAUAAUCAUGAAACAACACCCUUAACCUUUCCUGGGCACAAAUAGAAAUAGUUAGUUUAAAUCAUGUCCUCUGAUGAUUUUCCCACGUUACCUGUCUCUUUGCAGGAAUGAAUUUGCUGUAAACGUAUCUUUGAAAGAAUGUUUCCUUCAUAGGGAACCCUUCGUAUAUAUUUGUCAGAAAAGUAAUAAAAAAUGCUCCAAAAAUA